Molecule: messenger RNA, 1347 nt
Organism: Caenorhabditis bovis
Lineage: Eukaryota; Metazoa; Nematoda; Chromadorea; Rhabditida; Rhabditidae
Source: the annotation of a GenBank genome assembly
AUGGAGUCCCCAAAUACUCUGGGCUGCUGCUUCCAGUGCAGCGACUGUCCGGUGGCAUUCACGACGCUCGAUGAGCUUCAAUCACACGAGCAGUCGGCGCAUCACAACAACACCCUGGAAAGCAUGAAGGUCGACGUGAUCAAAAUGGAGACCGACGACUCAUCGGACACGGAUUCUUCGCACAUCUCGCCGACAUUCGCACUGUCAUUGAGCAGUCCACAUGAAGUGAAAGGACGGUACGAGUGCGAGGAAUGCCAUGAGAUGUUCGCCGUCAAACGCGAGCUCGCAACACAUAUGCGGAUACAUAGCGGAGAGCAGCCGCAUCGGUGCACCCAGUGUGGAAAAGAGUUUGGUACUCGUCAAUUGUUGAAAAAACAUUGGAUGUGGCAUACUGGCCAAAGAUCUCAUGUUUGUCCGCAUUGCAACAAGGCCUUUUUUCAGAAAGGCCAUCUCACACAACAUCUAAUGAUUCAUUCUGGAGGGCGACCUCAUGAAUGCCAGCAAUGCCAUAAGACUUUCAUCUUCAAGUUUGAUCUCAAUCGGCAUAUGAAGAUCCAUCAGGAGCGUGGAUACUCGUGUCAGCAAUGCGGGAGGUCUUUUCUCAAACAGAUUAUGCUCGAUGAGCAUUACCUCAAGUGCAAAGGCAAAAUGUCAUCGCCAUCGAGAAGUACUAGCUCGCCAAUCAAGCCGAUUCCGUUGACCACCGAUUUGGCAAAGGUGGCUCAGAAGAUCUUCGCGCAACAGCAAGAACAACAGCAGAGAGCCGCUUUAUCAUCAUUGUUGAUAAAACAGGAUCAAGGACUCAACAACAACAUUCCUUCGAUCCCAUUGAUCUGUAUGAUUUGUAAGGCGACUUUCAACAAUCAAUCAGCAUUCGCGAUUCACACCUACAUGCAUCAUAUCGCUUCGAAUACCGCCAGUGUUGAAAAUCAAUUUAAUAUUUUCAAUGCGCCCUCAUCAUCGUCCAUCUCAUCUGCUUCUUCUUCAUCAUCUUCGGAUCACCAAGUUCAGGUUGAUGCUGCUGAUCCAGGCACCGAUACCUCAUGCGCAUCAAGCCCGCAGAAAGCAUCACCUGUACCGUUGGAGACGCAAGUUCGAGCUAGUAGCAGCAGCAUUUCGCCAGCGUCGCAGGCAACCGACGGUUGCAAGGAAUGUGCGUCGAACUGGCAAAGGAUUCAAGAGCUUGAAGCUCAAAUCAAUGCCAAGAAUGAGGAAUUCGAAAAUUAUCGACAUAUGAUUAAGCUGGUCGUUUCUACUGUCGGUGGUCUUCUAAACCAAUCUGCUCCGGACAACUUGUUCGUUACUCAUGCUUCGAACAUUUUCAAACAACUUCAGAAUUCGCUCUAA